CUUUUAUAGAUGUUAAUCUAUUAUAGAUUGAAACAAUUCUGGACAGCGUACCCUACCUGUUUAUAAGCAAGGUCUCGUUGUAAACGACCGUAAAUCCAAUAUACAGCGCGAACAAUUUGAGAAACCUCCUGAACCGGUGUUACUUUUCUGUCCUUUUUACUGGCGUGUAGGGAUUUUACAUCGGGGAUCUGCAGGUUUCUGAGUAAAACUGAAGUUGAGCAUGUAACAAUAGCAGCAAACUGCCCUAAAUUUAUGAUAAAGAGGUUCGGGUGUUUCCAGGGAACGAGAGCUGAAGCAAAUCACGAUUCAGAGUGACCCAGGAUGCUGCAAACAAGACAGCAGCUUAUUGCAAACCGCCCAGAAAACAAGUGAGGAAACAACAAUUUUCUGUUUACGCAAACGCGAGAAAAUAUGCAGGUGCUGGAAAUUCAAGCAACUCACACAAAAUGCAGGAGGAACGCAGCAUCUAUAGGACGAAGUACAGUUGAUGUUUCGGGCCGAGCCCAUUCGUCAGUCCCCGUUUACGUUUAGUUAACUUUUCCAGCCUGUCUGACUAUUCCCGGCAUUGAAUGAGAUGUCAUCACAAGACCGCUUAAAACAAGGUACAGAUGGAUUAACAAAAGCAUCUGACCCGCGUUCUUUGUGGAGAAGUUGUGGAGGCCCAAGCGUUUGUGGGCUCGUCUCUCAAGUUUCAAUACCACCGGGUGCCAAUGGAAAGAUGGUACACAGUUCAUAUGGAAAGGUCCAGCCAGCCAGAGGACAGUGACCUUGGAAGUUGUUCGAGCCAUCUGACAGAGCGCUGCAACGAUGUUUCGUUGUAGACAACCUGAAGUGGACGGUGUGUGGGGUCGGUCGUUCCGCAAAGGAAAGUUGAGAGCUAAAACACACUGCCCCGACCUCACUAGUUCCAGUCAGCAGCGUUCUUAGCCGGAUAAGCAGUGGAAUCGCUAAAGCACAGAAUUCAUUGAUUGAGUGUGUGCCUUCAGGUUCCUGUACCUCCUUCCUGAUGAGGAGCAAUGAAAAGAGGGCAAGUCUUGGGUGUUAGGGUUCCUUAAUGUUGUUUGCCGCAUUUCGGAGGCAUCGCCCCUUGAAGAAGUGCUGGUUGCUGGGUAGGCUACUGCCCAUGAUGGAGCUUACUGAGUUUACAACUUUAUGCAGCUUAUGUUAAUCGUAUGCAGUGGCUCCUCCCGACCAGCCGGCGAUGCAGCCAGUUAGAAUUUACUCUCUGGUGUAACAUUGUCUCACUCUAUUCUAACUCAUCAAUGCUUUAUGGAUACAACACUGAAACAUCUCAUCCUCUUGAUUUAGUUUGGUAUUUAAUUUUAUUAUUUUCUGUAAUAACGAGAUAGAAUUUCAAUAAAUCAUCUUUUUAUUUUAAUUUAAUUGCUAUUUCCCUGACAGCUGCUGUCCAGAAAAAUAACAUCUUUCUAUGAAUUGCUUGGACUGUGAGUGCAAAUUUUUAUUUUCCCCGAAGUGAUUGCCACUGUCUUUCCACCGAGACAGCAAGUGGUACCUUGCAGCACAAGGGUUUCUGUCACUGCAUGGCAAGGUAGCAACUGACUUAUGUUUGAGAGUCCAGACAACCUCUAUUUCUUGAGUUUUAUGAUAAGUUUUUCUUCCUUGGUACAUUGAGAAGGAAGCACGACUGCCCUCACAAUCACUUUCUUCAGGUUGACUAAGGCAAGAAGUAGAAAAAUCACAGAAGGAAAGUCAAAAAGGCUCCCCAGAGCAUCCAUUUAAAGCCCUGUAGGCACCAGAUCAUUAUACACGCCAGCCAACAAAAGACGGAGAUCAGGAAUGGGAGGGUCAAGCUCCAGUGAACAGGUGACAGAGACUGAGACCCCAUCAUUCUUCACACAGGAAGAACUGAGCAAACUGAAGUCUGAUUUUGAAACAGGUGGGGUUGAAAAAGUUAAACCACUGAUACAGAAGAAACUAACUGAUCUGGACAAAACAGAGCUUAACGUUGCAGUGAUGGGAGAAACAGGUGCAGGAAAAUCCACCUUCAUCAAUGCCAUGAGAGGACUUCAGAGCGAUGAUCCGGGAGCAGCUGAAGUUGGGAACACAGAAACAACAAUGGAGCCAGCCAGGUACUCACAUCCCACUCUGCCCAAUGUUCGCUAUUGGGACCUGCCAGGGAUCGGAUCUACACGAUUCACAGCGGCUAAAUAUCUCACAGAAAUGAGAUUCAAAAGAUAUGAUUUCUUUAUCAUAAUCUCUGCUUGUCGAUUCAGAGCAAAUGAUGUCAAACUUGCCAGGGAGAUUAAACGGCUGGGGAAAAGGUUCUAUUUUGUCCGCUCUAAGAUUGAUGCUGAUCUUAAGUCCAUGAGGGAAGACGAUAAGGUUUUUAAUAAAGAAGAAGUGCUAGAUAAGAUUCGGAGUGACUGUGAGAAGAAGUUGAAACAGGCAGGGAUUCUGAAUCCAGCAGUGUUCCUGAUCGACAGUUUGAAAAAGAUGUUUGAUUUCAAUCAGUUAAAUGAAGAACUUGAACGUGAUCUAAACAAUGUAAAGAAAAGGAUCUUUGUCCUGGCGCUGCCAAAUCUAAGUGUGGAGAUAGUCCAGAGGAAAUAUGAGAUUCUGAAUAAAGAUAUCUGGAUUUUUGCAACACUCUCUGGGGGUUUGGGAGCGGUCCCAGUUCCCGGCUUCUCUCUCACUUGUGAUAUCGGAAUAUUGAUUGGAGCCAUUGUUCACUUCCGGAAAUGCCUGGGUCUGGAUGAUACUUCUCUUCAAAGUCUGGCCAAGAGAGCAGGAAAACCUGUGGAAGAGCUGAAGGUGACAUUAAAAGCUCCACUGCUGGGGAAUAUAACCCCAGAUGUAAUUAUGAUGAUAGGUUGGGGUACUACUGCUGCUGCAGUUUCCCUUCUGGAAAUUGCUCUCCACCAUGUGCCAGUCAUCGGUUCCAUUUUUGGAGCAGGUUCAUCAUUUCUCAUGACACUUAAGAUGCUGAGUUGUGCACUAGAUGAUCUUAGAGAGAAUGCAGAGAGAGUGGUGAAAGUUGCCUUUGAAACUGAUUGAGCUGUAUAAACAUCUACCCAGUGAAUUUAUAUCAGACCAUAGUUAAUAUUUUUAAUGAGGUUUAACACCAAAUCUUGUUGUAAUUCAACUCUAUAAUGUUCAGUUCUACUGCUUUAGUUACUGGCAAUUUUUCCUUAUCAAUUACCUAAGGGGGUGGGAGGGAGGUUCUAAGCUGCAGCAUUUGUUAGACCAUUGUAAGAUUAACAAAAUGCUACUCUAUCGAUGAACAUUAAAAAUUAGCUGCAUCUGCUUUCAGAAGUGUACACAGAAAAUGUACUUGAUAACUAUUGGUCUAUAGAAGGCACAGCUGGGUGGGUUGCUAUUCAAUAAUCCUUACAUUACUCAGCCAAUUACUUGCAUAAUAUAUAAUUGCAUAGGCAAAAUGAUAGCUGAUACUUGGGUGCAGUGAAAAGAUGUCUGUAUCAAGGUUGUAAACCAUUGGUUGAAAGGUCAAGUGCCACCCCAACCACCUGUACUAACCUUUGAUGUUAACUUACAGGGAAGAUGUUCACAGCAAAUCUUUGCUUAUUGACCUGCUACAUUUGACUUACAUUCAAGAGAACCUCUAAAUAAUAAAAAACAUCUUUGGAGAA
Messenger RNA from Hypanus sabinus (Atlantic stingray), 3608 nucleotides. RefSeq names its product interferon-inducible GTPase 5-like. Gene Ontology annotation, molecular function: GTPase activity; GTP binding. NCBI's taxonomy places the organism in Eukaryota, Metazoa, Chordata, Chondrichthyes, Myliobatiformes, Dasyatidae. The record is from RefSeq and is a predicted model, not a curated record. Gene Ontology annotation, cellular component: membrane. Bases 1798 to 3015 code for a protein of 405 amino acids. The transcript is spliced from 3 exons.